This is a messenger RNA of Penicillium maclennaniae, 540 nucleotides long. RefSeq lists its product as uncharacterized. Gene Ontology annotation, molecular function: NADPH dehydrogenase activity; FMN binding. The record is from RefSeq and is a predicted model, not a curated record. The transcript has a single exon. NCBI's taxonomy places the organism in Eukaryota, Fungi, Ascomycota, Eurotiomycetes, Eurotiales, Aspergillaceae. The coding region runs from base 1 to 540 and encodes 179 amino acids.
AUGCUGACGAGAACAGGUGCUAAUGGAUACCUUCUCGAUCAGUUCCUUCACGAUAACGUGAACACCCGUACUGACGAGAACGGCGGCUCAAUCGAGAAGCGCUCUCGUAUCGUCCUCGAAGUUCUCGAGUCAUGCGCGGCAGCUAUCGGCGCCGACCGCGUAGGAAUUCGUUUAUCUCCAUACAAUUACUACCAAGACACGCGCGAUUCCAAACCUAACGCGAACUGGCAAGUGCUGUGCUCGAAGAUUGCCGAUCUCCCUGCCGAGUCCCGCCCAGCCUACGUACACAUGGUCGAGCCCCUCUUCGACGAAGUUCUCGACGAGAGCGCCAAGCUGGAUUCGCUCGUUGUGGAUAAAACGUCGUUGGAUAUAUUCCGGCCCAUACUGAAGAAGGGCGGAAUCUCAUUCCUCGCCGCCGGUAACUUCAAUGCGACGAACGCUGGACCUAAACUGAUAAGUGACGGGGCGGACGCGGUUGUCUUUGGACGUUACUUCAUCUCCAACCCGGACCUACCUCGGCGUUGGAGGGCUUGCCCUUGA